UGGCCUCGUAGGCAGUCUCAUCGACGGGGGUGGCGGCUGCAUGUCGACGGGCACGCCGAACGUACAUGUACAUGCCCAAAGCAGCAGACACGCCGUCACACAUUCGCCAUUGUUGUCGUCUUCGCAGGUGCACCUUCGUCGUCGAUGUGUACGCCGUGCACUCUGGUCAUCACUCGCAUCAUCGUUGUUGUGCACCCCGACACGCGUGGAGUCUUCUGUACUUGGCGAUGCCCACGUCGACAGUAUCGGUUUCGGCGAUGGACAUGAACGGGGAGGUGGGCCGUGACAUGCUGAGCAAGGCGGAGAGGAUGGCAGUGGCAGCGGUCAUGAACGCGAUCCUCUUCCGGUGUCAAUUGCAGAGGAGCGAGGGGAGGAUGAGAGCGGCCAUUCGCGCACAGUGGAGGAGGACGCUGCAGUCCAUGAAUUUGGACGUAGAGGACAUUGGUGCCAUUUGCGACGCCGUGCUCCAGGUGUGCUACGCCAUGGGGUGUGGUCCGUGUGGAGCAUUUCCCAAAGCGACGCCCAGGUGGUGGAUGAUGCCACAGACAGGGGGGACGUGGGAGGAUCUGCGGCAAGGCAACGACGCGAUGGCUGGCUACUUCAAGGACAAGCUGCGCAUGUCGCCACCGAUGCCACGUUUGUUCCGAGAGAUCGAGGAAGCUCUGUCUCCUUUCCUUCAAUGGCGUGUCACUUCAUAUAGGGAGCCCCUCCAGCAUGGCCACAUUGUCGCGUACUAUGCUUUGUACAGGUGGGCGUCGAGGGAGAUGUACGAGAGCGGGACAUGCAGCUUCAACAUUGGCAGAUCUUCUAGGUUCCGCGCUAUGGGGGAUGAAAAUGCUGCGUUGCUGAGUACGUACCCCGACAAGGUAUCGUGGCCGACGGGGCAGCAGAAGGCGGUCGUCUUGCGCACUUUCGCUGACAAGGGUUUCCCUAACUGCCAUGGGUGCAUCGAUUGCACCCACAUCUUCAUCGACAAGCCAGUGAAUUGCCCCGGGGAGGACUACUAUGAUAGAAAAUGCCGUUUCUCCGACCAGGCGCAGGUCGUCGUCGAUUUGAACUUGUGGAUGCAUUCGUCGGAUAUCCGGGAAUGGACGGCCUGUUUGGAGGAGCCCAGGGACGAAGAUACGCUUCCUUCACGGCAGGAGUAUCUGAAGCCUUAUGACCUCAUCCCUCACGCCUUCUAUCCGAAGGGAGAGGAAGUGGUGAUCGACGAGGAUGAAGAAGACGAGGACGAAGAAGACGAUGACGAGGAAACGUUGGAGGAAGGGAGCUAUAGCGAGUAUAGCGAGGACGGGCUGAGUGAAGAAGAAGAAGAGGAGGAAGAAGAAACCGGGUCUGAGUGGGAGGCCUUGCCGGAGGAAGCGGCGCGCACGGGCACGGAGGCGGAAGAUCCGGAAGCAGCGCGAAAGCGCGAAGAAAUUGCCACCGGGAAACGUCAGCUGGAGUUUGCCAGCGGAGCCAGCUUGCGCAUUGGUAACGAUCCGACCAGGGAUCCGGAGCCUCCGAAGCGCGAAGAUGGCGACCUAGCAGCAGCCACCCCAAGCGCAACGCGACGGAGACGGAGCCGAUCCUCCUCCUCCUCCAGCCCCACCCGUCCCGCGGUUCGCCCACGUACCGAUGCGGGAGAUAGGCCUUCGUCCUCGGACGCUAUCCCGCCGACCCCUUGAUUUUCUCACCCUCGAACAGAUCCGCACCCCCGU
Chara braunii is the source of this 1700-nucleotide messenger RNA. NCBI's taxonomy places the organism in Eukaryota, Viridiplantae, Streptophyta, Charophyceae, Charales, Characeae. The record is from the annotation of a GenBank genome assembly.